AUGUCAUUGACCUCGACUACGAACGUAAUUCUGUCAAAUAUUGUGAGUUCCGCGCUGAAACAUUAUAACUGGACUGAAUUAGAACAAAAAACAAAAACUCAAAAACCGAUUCAUAUUAAACGUCCAAUGAAUGCUUUUAUGGUCUGGGCUCAGGCAGCACGAAAGAAUAUGACAAAUAACUUGACUACUGUUAACAAUGCACAAUUGAGUAAAACAUUGGGAAAAUUAUGGAAAACGCUACCACCUGAACAACGAAAACCUUUUGUUGAAGAAGCGGAGCGUAUACGUGAACAACAUAAAAAAGACUAUCCAGAUUACAAGUAUCAACCAAAACGAAAAGUAAAAGAUUCAUCAAAAGUUACCUCGUUAUCUCGUUAUCAUCCGUAUAGUUCAAUAACUUUAUCGUCAUCGAUUAAUGAUAGUCUUCAAAGUACUAGUUCACCAAAUUCAUCUAUCCAUUCAAAUUUAUCACCGCAGUUAUUGGUAGAUGAAUUUGAUUCCGAAUAUAAAGAAAAUUUGUGUUUUCGAUCAUAUCCAUCAACUGAAACACCAAUAGACACAAGUAUUCAUCCAUCAUUACCGUUAGGAAUUGAUGAUAAACAGUUAACACCAAAUGAUUUUGACUCAUUUAAUUAUUCAGGUGAGUUUAUUGGAAUUUGA
Messenger RNA from Didymodactylos carnosus, 660 nucleotides. Lineage: Eukaryota; Metazoa; Rotifera; Eurotatoria; Philodinida; Philodinidae. The record is from the annotation of a GenBank genome assembly.